Molecule: messenger RNA, 1311 nt
Organism: Angiostrongylus costaricensis
Lineage: Eukaryota; Metazoa; Nematoda; Chromadorea; Rhabditida; Metastrongylidae
Source: the annotation of a GenBank genome assembly
AUGACUGAUGAAGUACGCUCAAGCUUCAAUAUGUCAGAUGGCUGUUAUGCACAAUCACAUCAACUUGCCGAACAUAGUACUCAGACAAGAACUCUACCCACUCCUCUGAUUGUUACUUGUAGCAUUCCUAUCGUGAUUGUUAUUCUGUUGACUGUUUUUGGCAACCUCCUAGUGCUAUUCUUUAAAGCUCGUGUUGGUCGAACCAACACAACACUUCUUGUCUGGAACCUCGGCCUCAGUGAUUUCCUCGUCGGAAUAAUCGUGUUGCCACUUGGCGCUUUCCAUCUGGCUUAUCGAGAAUGGAUAUUCGGUCGAUUUUUGUGUCGCGUUUGGGUGGCUGCAGAUGUUACGUUUUGCACAUGUUCAGUGGUAACGAUCUGUGUGAUUUCGGUUGACCGCUACUUAGCGGUAACACGGCCACUCCGUUAUAAAUCGCUAGUGACCAAGACCAAAGUGGUAGUCGUCUUAAUAACUAUAUGGAUGUUCUCUUCAGCAAUACUACUGACCACUAUCCGUUGGGAUCAACCACAAUGUUACGAUGACUCUAGAUGCUUUGCUGGCAAUGAAAUCCGCUACUUGGCUCACAGUGUUGUAUUUGCGUUCUUUCUUCCUGCAUCUGUUACAAUCACUCUCUACUGGCGAAUCUACAAGUUAGCCCGAAAUCGACAAAAAGCACUCGAUCGUGGAUUUCUGAUAAUUCUUAAUAAUAGCAUGAAUUUCUUCUCGAAUACGACCAGUCAUCAGGCAAGACGUUUAAUGAGUUUUCUGAAUCUAAACAAGUCACAGAGCACUCUACGAGUACAUUUCGGGAAGAACAUCAGUAUGAUGGAACAUCAGCGGCGUGUACUACGGACUCACGAGAGAAUCGCGAAGACCCUCGGUGUCGUUUCAUUCUCGUUUCUCUUCUGCUGGCUGCCAUUCUUCACUCUCUACUUGACCAAUUACAACUGCCAUGGAUGCAUUCCGCCGAUCGCCAUCGAUCUUACAAGUUGGCUAGGAUAUUGCAAUUCGACGCUCAACCCGAUUAUCUACUCGUUUACUAUAAGGGAAUACAAAAAGUCAGCUCAACGACUGGUUAUCCCUACAUGGCAGAUCUUAUACCAGUGCCUUCCUAAAUUAAUACCUUUACCGCCCGCUCUCCGUGCGAAACGAUUAUCACAUCACUGUCACCGAGCUAAGAGCAACGCUCAACAUAAGUCAUACGAAUUGGACGGCAGAAAGGUAGCGGUAAUUUCCGGUCGGGUCAGUCAGAAGCGUCAUCAGACCGAACCAUCAAUUUUUGGACAAAAGAAAAAGGUGACUCAAGAUUGA